Messenger RNA from Nothoprocta perdicaria, 1653 nucleotides. It is a transcript of the gene LRRC4, whose product is annotated as leucine rich repeat containing 4. The annotation marks the transcript as partial. The record is from RefSeq and is a predicted model, not a curated record. Gene Ontology annotation, biological process: synaptic membrane adhesion; modulation of chemical synaptic transmission; excitatory synapse assembly. Gene Ontology annotation, molecular function: protein binding. The transcript is spliced from 2 exons. Lineage: Eukaryota; Metazoa; Chordata; Aves; Tinamiformes; Tinamidae. Gene Ontology annotation, cellular component: plasma membrane; glutamatergic synapse; postsynaptic density membrane.
CUCAACACGCUGGAGCUCUUCGACAACCGCCUCACCACGGUGCCCACGCAGGCCUUCGAGUACCUGUCCAAGCUGCGCGAGCUGUGGCUGAGGAACAACCCCAUCGAGAGCAUCCCCUCGUACGCCUUCAACCGCGUGCCCUCGCUCAUGCGCCUCGACCUGGGCGAGCUCAAGCGCCUCGAGUACAUCUCGGAGGCCGCCUUCGAGGGCCUCGUCAACCUGCGCUACCUGAACCUGGGCAUGUGCAACCUCAAGGACAUCCCCAACCUCACGGCGCUCGUGCGCCUCGAGGAGCUGGAGCUCUCGGGCAACCGGCUGGACCUCAUCCGCCCGGGCUCCUUCCAGGGCCUGGGCAGCCUGCGCAAGCUGUGGCUCAUGCACGCGCACGUGGGCGCCAUCGAGCGCAACGCCUUCGACGACCUCACGGCGCUGGUGGAGCUCAACCUGGCCCACAACAACCUCUCGUCGCUGCCCCACGACCUGUUCGCGCCGCUGCGGUACCUGGUGGAGCUGCACCUGCACCACAACCCGUGGCACUGCGACUGCGACAUCCUGUGGCUCUCGUGGUGGCUCCGCGAGUACAUCCCCACCAACUCCAGCUGCUGCGGCCGCUGCCACGCGCCCCUGCACAUGCGGGGCAAGUUCCUGGUGGAGGUGGACCAGACCUCCUUCCAGUGCUCGGCGCCCUUCAUCAUGGACGCGCCCAUGGACCUCAACAUCUCCGAGGGGCGGGUGGCCGAGCUCAAGUGCCGGACUCCUUCCAUGUCGUCCGUGCGGUGGCUGCUGCCCAACGGCACGGUGCUGAGCCACGCGUCGAGCCACCCGCGCCUCUCCGUGCUCAACGACGGCACGCUCAACUUCUCCCACGUGCUGCUCAGCGACACGGGCCUCUACACGUGCAUGGUGACCAACGUGGCGGGCAACUCCAACGCCUCGGCCUACCUCAACGUGAGCACGGCCGAGCUCAACACCUCCAACUACAGCUUCUUCACCACCGUCACGGUGGAGACCACCGAGAUCUCCCCGGAGGACGUCUCGCCCAAGUUCACCAAGCCCGUGCCCACCACGUCCACGGGCUACCAGCCGGCCUACACCACCACCACCACGGUGCUCGUGCAGAGCACGCGGCCGCCGGGGCGCGUGGCCGUGCCCACGGCCGAGGCGGCCGACAGGGCGCAGACGAGCCUCGACGAGGUCAUGAGGACCACCAAGAUCAUCAUCGGCUGCUUCGUGGCCGUCACGCUGCUGGCCGCCGCCAUGCUCAUCGUCUUCUACAAGCUCCGCAAGCGGCACCAGCAGCGCAGCACCGUCACGGCCGCGCGCACCGUGGAGAUCAUCCAGGUGGACGAGGAGCUGCCGCCGGCGGCGGCGCUCCAUCAUUCCCGCCCCAGCUCCCACCGCAGCCCCAUUGCAGAGGCAGCUGCACUUGCAGCUGGAGAACCCCCCGAAGCGCCUGCAGACGCCGAGGUGGCCACGACGACCACGACCAGCGCUGCAAAUUCACCCCUUCCACCCGCACGCGGGCGCUGCAAGCGGCUGCACGGCUGCAGAGCGCCGGCGAGCUGCGGCCAAGCGCGCAGCGCCCACGCGGGCAAGGCGCCGAGCGCGGGCAAGGCGCCGAGCGCGGGCGAGCGCACGGGCGUUUGGGCAUAA